UAAAUCGCUCUUUUUCGUUGGAUUUGGCAAAAAGGUGACAAAGGUGUUCGAUUUCGAUCUGGAAUCGCACAUUCAAGCAAAGGAAAAGAGUCGUCUUUCUGUCUGAAGGACAUACGGAACCCAUCGGAUCGUUCCCAUGUCGUAAUUGUCCUUUGACUUGCUAAUGUCACACUUUUUCUUCAAGUAACAGCAUCUGUGUCGAUGGUAGAGUGCCAGGACAUUGACGACUCUCCUGUUGCACAAGUCUGUGAACAUCUCAUGAUGUCACAGAUGGUAUCGAUUUGAGUUGUUCGACGAGGAAGUUGGUCGAAAUCGAACCUUCUGUACAACAGAAUUGUCGCGACUUGCGUGCAUAGCAGAGACAAUGCAAGGAGGCGCGGCUCAGCAUGCCAGUGCUUAUGGUGUUAAGUAUCAGGCUAGAUGCAUUGCUCCUUACGUUGCAGAUCCGCAGCGUACGCGGUUUCUUGUCGGCACGCAAAGUCUUCGAGAAGAAAAUGAGGUUCAUGUGAUUACACUACCAGAUAAUAGUAGUGAUAUAGUAUGUGAAGGUCUAUAUACCCAUCAAAAUGAGAUAUGGGAUCUCGCCAUAUGCCCUUUCGAGCCUCAAAUUAUAUCAACCGUGUACGCCUCAGUGGGCGAGUAUGGGGCUGGUUUGUGGAGAAUACCAGACCGAUCAAGAGGAGGGCACAUGAACGUCCAACCACUCCAAAAUGUCGCUUCGUUAGAUGGACAUAAGCAUACAAUCAAAUGUACUCUUUGGUGGCCAUCGGGGAAACACAAUCAGCUAUUGAGCAUUGAUGCGGAGAACCUGUUUAUUUGGGAUGUCAAUACCGCCCAGAGACUUGCCAAGGUUGAAACUCAGCUAUCGGCAGGAGAGCUGCAUCACAUGGCAGGCGGAGCUUGGGAUCCCCAUGAUGUUACAAACGUUGCUACUUCAAUAGAAUCUUCGGUCCAAAUGUGGGAUCUUCGUUCGAUGAAGCAAUCAAGUAGAAUUGAACAAGCACAUGCUAUUCAAGUGCGAGAUAUUGAUUUCAAUCCGAAGAACGAGCACAUUAUUAUCACCGCUGGAGAUGAUUCUAAGAUUCGAGUGUGGGAUUUGAAAAUGCUCGGGAUGCCCUUGAGGGAACUACCGGGUCAUUCGCAUUGGACCUGGCGUGUUAGAUAUAAUCCCACUUUCGAAGAGCUGGUACUUAGUGCAGGCACGGACUCCGUAGUCAACUUGUGGCACGUAAUUCCUUCAUCAAGCAGUGAGUCAAAACCUAAAAGUCCAUAUGGAUCACCAAAAGGCCCUCUGGAUUCAUUACUGCGAGCCUACACAGAACAUGAAGACAGUGUUUAUGGAAUCGCUUGGAGUGCAAGAGAUCCCUGGGUGUUUGCUUCUCUCUCCUACGAUGGAAGGGUGAUGGUGGACUCCGUACCACAGAACCUUCGCAAGCAAAGGCAUUAAGUUUGUUCAUAUCCAAUUGAAACGAGGGCAAGUUACUAGAAUACUCAGCAAGUUCAUUCUUACGGGCUGCACAUCUUGAAGAUCCACAUACAUCAAACCGUUUUAUAUUUAUCACUUGCUUGUCUUGGCUCUCAGUAGAAGGGAGAAAUAGGUCUUCCACUGCUCUUGGAGGUUAGAACAAGACAUAAGCUAGUCUGUGACGUAAGAGAAUCUCGAAUUUUCUUCUGUUCCAACACCAUUGAUUGACAUUUUAGUAAUCAGUUCCCGGUCGAGUCCUUGGCUUGCAGUACACCAUGCCAUGAUUGACUUCUCUAGCUUAACAGUUCGUUGGAAUCAUAUAUUAGGACUAAGAUUGCACGAAAAUGCUAGGCUGUUCCAACUUCAUGGAGGAUGUGAUACUCCAUUGAUCAGUGUCAUAUACGUAGACUCAUCUUAAUUCGAAGAUUAGAUCAGUCUUAUCUCCAAACCAGCUUACCUUCUAAUGAUCUGCUUGGCGAGAGUUGACGUAAUAGUAACCUUCUACGCGGUGAAUUCACCAUGCGAGGGAGUGAACAGGAAAACUUUCACUGUAGAAAUAUGAAAUUCAAUACUCAUAUUUCAGGAGAAAUAAAUCCGAGCUGAACUGAGCGCGAAGAUUUU
Messenger RNA from Marchantia polymorpha subsp. ruderalis, 2086 nucleotides. The record is from the annotation of a GenBank genome assembly. NCBI's taxonomy places the organism in Eukaryota, Viridiplantae, Streptophyta, Marchantiopsida, Marchantiales, Marchantiaceae.